AUGGCAGGCGACGACGAUCCCAAAGAAUUUCCGGAUGUAUCUCACAAGCUCUCCGCCCCAAAGAAAUUAUCAGCAUUCGAAAGAGAACGUCAAGCUGCUGAGCGAAAGAGACGACGCGCAGAGGCCGAGGACCAGGCCGAGUUGAAGAGGUUCGAAGAAGAGUUCGGAAACGAUGGCGGCAACAGCAACAAUGAUGAUUAUGACGGAUUUCCUCGAUUUCCGAAUGCUCCCUCUGGACCUCGAAACUCUGGCAUGGGAUUCGGGGGGCCUCCCAGCAGAUAUGGAGGGCCACCGGGCAGGUUUGGAGGGCCUUCCAGGGGCGGGCCUGGCAGUCUUGGGCCUGUGGCCGGACCGCCGCCCAGUCUGAAGAAAAAGAGAGCCCUUGAGGAGCGACGAGAGGAGCAAGAGGCGAGAAGGGAGCAUGAAGACUUCACGGCCCAGUACUUGGGACGCAACAAAGGGCAUGGGCAAUAUGCUUCGACACGCGACGAUGAGAUGCAAGACGAGCUCUUUUCUCGCCCGACGGUCCAGAUGUCCAACUUACCGCCGUCCAGUAACGAGCACACCAUCAGAUCGUUGUUGAGAGGCCAUUUGCAGGUCCACUCGGUGCAACUGCAACCACCUUCCGGCCCUCUCUCGAAAGGAAGGCGAUCGGUAGCAGCCAGUGCUCAGCUCGCAGCAGACACUUCAACGGCCAAGAUCGAGAGCGCCGUCAGCGCCUUAAGGAGAAAAUAUCUGGGUUGUGGUUACAGUCUAGAGAUAUCUCGUCACCUGUCGUCAACAUCGCUCAACGUUCCGUCUGCUAUGGCGGUGUCAUCUGCAGAGCCCUUUGGUGCACAGAAAAUCGAUAGAGAACAGACAGGGAUAUCGAAUCGCAACGCGCCUCCACCCCAUCAAUUCGCGCCACCCGAAUACUACGAACCUCAUGCUCAACAUACGAUACCUGCCAAUGCCUACGUCGCCGUCGAGCCGCCUGCAGAUCUAAAAAUAACACGCGCCAUCCAUACCCUUGCCGAUCGAUUGUUAUCAGAGCCUGAUUCGGGCCAUGCUCUUCAACUCGAGGCGAUGCUAAUGGCUCUUCCAGAAAUCCAGAAGGAUGAGCGCUUUGCGUUCCUAUACGAUUCGCGAAGUCCAGCCGGAGUCUAUUAUCGCUUUCUACUGUGGAGCAACAAUGCAUUGCAGAUGAUUCAGGCACGCAACGAUUCUGCGGAAGGGCCUGAGCGAGUGCUGGACGACGUAGUCCUCGAUUGGGUGCCACCGGCCGGCAAGGUACCGUUCGCUGACUUGACGAGCCUGGGGGAGGUGCUCGAUCAUGAAAAUUAUCCUUCAGAUGAUGAAAGUGACCUCGACGACCCCGGCGACGGUGGCGAAAGGGGUGGCGAAAAGCGAUCUGAGUCAAACGACAGUACAUGCCUGACCCCAUUACAAGUUGCCAAGCUAUCAUGGCUAUUAGCUCGGAUGCCGACCGAAACCAAAGAUCUGCAAAAAUGGCAGGUUGCUGGGAUCACGUCCUUCGCAGUUCGUCACGCACGGGUUGGCGCCGAGCAGAUUGUAGAUAUGCUCGUUCUCAACAUCGAGAAGCCCUAUGCUCGUUCCUCGUGCGCAAGGUUCGGCAAAGAAGGCGAUAUGCAGAACGAUGAUGACGAUUAUGAGCCGGGUCAAGAAUUGCCCAACAUAACACCUCCAGUCGUGGAAGCUGGGGUUGGCAAACCCGACCCCGAGGAUCCUUCUGAGACCACUUUUGUGGCUCUGUACCUCAUCAACGACAUCUUGCAGAGCUGCGCAACGGCGAAAAAUGCCUGGAGGUAUCGUACGCUGUUCGAGAACGUGUUCAAGCAGCGCAAGAUUUUCGAGCGCCUCGGGCAAGUACCCAAGGAUGCGGGCUGGGGUCGGAUGAAAGACGAGAGGUGGAGGAGAAGGAUUCAGGCCUUGAUUGACAUUUGGAAGCUGAAGAACAUCUUCGCGGAUGACUCGUUCAAGACGUUUGAGGACGCCGUAAAGGAUUCGUCGGAUGGGAAGGAUGCUUCGAAGACGACAGAAGAACCGAAGAAGAAGACCGAGGAAAAGUUGCUGGGUCGUUUCAAACGCAUUGAUGGCGUUGGUGCCUCAUCUUCGGGUUCUGCGUCUCCUGCUCCAGCCGCGCAAGAGUCAAACCCCCAGGAUCUAACUGCUCAGCCUUCAGAUCUUGAUGGCGUGCCGAUGGAUGACUUGGACGGUGAGCCAAUGGAAGACUUGGAUGGCGAGCCAAUGGAGGACCUCGAUGGCGAGCCAAUGGAUGAUCUUGACGGUGUACCUACGGACGAUGUGGACGAAGGACAUCCUAACGACCAGCCCAUGGAAGAUGCGCCAGCGCCAACGGAUCCACCCAAGAGCGAGGCGUCAACGACAGCAUCGAAGUCAGGAUUCUCGAUCAAAGGCUCCAAAAACUCGCAGCCCGCAGCAGUCGAGCCGCCAAAGCGUAGGAAGCUGGCGGAGGAUAUGUUUGCGGACAGCGACGAAGAAUAG
Zasmidium cellare ATCC 36951 is the source of this 2505-nucleotide messenger RNA. RefSeq lists its product as uncharacterized. Gene Ontology annotation, biological process: RNA processing. The transcript has 2 exons. Bases 1 to 2505 code for a protein of 834 amino acids. The record is from RefSeq and is a predicted model, not a curated record. Gene Ontology annotation, molecular function: RNA binding. Lineage: Eukaryota; Fungi; Ascomycota; Dothideomycetes; Mycosphaerellales; Mycosphaerellaceae.